AUGGAAUACGACUCUUCAUCCUAUCCUCAAGCCGGCCCAUCCACCAACAGUACGCCUUUCUCAGGUGAUGCUCAGUCGGAGUCAACUACCACAUAUCCGACAGACUAUUCAUCUGCUUUACCUCCUAUAGGCGAAUCAAUCACUUACAACCCGAACCCCAACCCAAACUCAUUUGUAUCUAAUGGGCUGGCUCAGCAAUCCCAGUCCUCCGGUAGCGGUACCGGGCGGGGUCGGGGCAGAGGGAGGGGAAGGGGACGGGGAUCUAGAGGAAGGGGAACAAGAGGCUCUAGAGGUGGAGGUGGUAGAGGAGGGAUGAGAAGUAGUACGAGAAUAUCAGAAAGGAUAGCUGUCGAAGGUAACAAUCACCAGAAGAAUAAGAUACCGAUCCAAUCGUUGAAAUUGUCAUUCAAGAAAACGAUAGGUGGUGGGAAUGAAAAUGCCAAUGGAAGGUAUAAUAGUUUUCUAGGUGAAUAUGAUAGAGAGCUGGAUGAGGAUCCUGACGAACCGAUAAAUUUCGAAGAACAUUUUGUUUUGAGGGUACCUAGGGAGAUCGCAGAUGGACCAAAUGGGUUGAAAGAGUUGGUUAAAGGGAAAGGGAAAGAGAAAGGGCUGGAAGGUGUGGAAUUCAAAUUUCUAGACUCCCGAAGAGCCUCAUUCAAAUUCAACAACCUCCUAUACUCCGCUAAACUCGUCGAUCUACCCAAUAUCAUCGAAUCUCAAAAAACAUUUGAUAAUCGACACUUAUUCAAGGUGGCGGAUAUCUCGCAGAUGAUGGUGGUAGAUUCAUCUGAACCGAUCCAGGACGAAUCUACCAUCACGUCAAACCCCUUGAAGAUAGAUGAGUAUAUAUGGCCUCAUGGAUUGACACCGCCAAUGCGGUACGUAAGGAAAAGACGAUUUAGGAAAAGAUUAAGUAGGAGAGCUAUAGAGGUAGUUGAAGAACAGGUUGAAGAGCUUUUGAAGAAGGAUCAAGAAGCUGAAGAAACUGGUUAUGACCUGAUUGAUGCCCAUCCCGAUCCCGAAAUUGCAGAUCAAUAUUAUAUAGACUAUGAUCCGAAUGCCCCGCCUGCAUGGUAUCCUGGCGAGUCUGGCUCGGAAUUUGGAUUUGGAGGGUACGAUGAUCCGGGUUCCGUGGCUCCUUCGCAGAUGGAAGAUUGGGAGGGUGAUUAUGGGACGGAUAUGGGUGAUGAAGGAGAUGAGAUGGGUGAAGGGGAUGAAGAUGGAGAAGAAGGUGAGGAAGGCGAUGAAGAUGGGACUUUGGAUCAGGAACUCGCUGCUGCGCUUAUGGAAGAGAUGGAAGGUUCGGAAGGCUCUGAUCACUCCGAAGACGAAGAUCCAAUAUCGGGUUCAGACGAUGAUGAUGAGGAAGAAGGAGAUGGUGACAAGUCAGAGGAAGAUGACGAGACGAUCGAAAAGCGUGCAAAGAUCAAACAGUUCACAAAUGAGAUUAAAGCUUUGGAAGCUGCCAUUGAAAAGAAGAGAGCUGGUUUCGUGGGAGGUAAUCCUAUUAUGAUGAAACGUUUCGAAGAGACCAUAUCAGGCUUACAAGCGGAUGUUCAAGCUAAGAUUGCUUCCAGGCAAAUACUACAAGAUGAACUUGGAAAAAGUGAUGAAGCGCCUAACUUACCUUCCGAUAGGGACCGAGGGGCAGAGGACCGAGAAGGUACACCGAGAGAAGGCGAUGGCGAUAUUGAUGCCGAGGGUGAAGAGGAUGAUGGUGAAGGAGAAGGAAGUACACCUGCAACAGGUAGAAAAAGAGAUGGAUCGUCUGUUCCUUAUUCAGAUGAGGAUGACUUAUUCGGUGACGACGAUGAAGAAGAUGACCAAGAGGAUCAAGACCAAGACCAAGAUGACAAUGGUGAAGAUGGAGAGGGUGAAGGUGAUGAUGAAGAGAAUCAGGCGGAUGGUGAAGGAGGAGAAGAUGGAGAUGAAUUAGAAGACGAGAUGUCAAAAUUACUAGCAGCGGAAUUAGAUACAUUGGACCAAAAUGCCAUUGAUCAAGUUCCUGGAACACCCGAAGCUCAAGCGAUGGAACUAGAUAUGGAGAGAGAGAUGGACAAUGCUCUGGCAACUGCAGCGUUGGACAGUUAUGCCAACGAUAAUAAUGAUGAUGGUCAUGGUCAAGGAGAGAACGAUAAUGACUUCUCACAACAAUUCAAUUUUGAUUUCGGUAUGGGAAUGGGUAUGAAUAAUCAGAAUAAUGCUGGGUUCGUUGAAGGUGGGGUAGGGAGGAGGAGACUGGUACAGGGCCAAGGAGAGGAGGAUGGAAGUAGUGAUAGUAGUUCGGAUGAUAGUGAUUGA
This is a messenger RNA of Kwoniella botswanensis, 2301 nucleotides long. RefSeq lists its product as uncharacterized. Gene Ontology annotation, molecular function: RNA polymerase II general transcription initiation factor activity. Bases 1 to 2301 code for a protein of 766 amino acids. Lineage: Eukaryota; Fungi; Basidiomycota; Tremellomycetes; Tremellales; Cryptococcaceae. The transcript has 6 exons. Gene Ontology annotation, cellular component: transcription factor TFIID complex. The record is from RefSeq and is a predicted model, not a curated record. Gene Ontology annotation, biological process: RNA polymerase II preinitiation complex assembly; transcription initiation at RNA polymerase II promoter.